AUGAAGAUGUACAGAGCAGGAUUAUUGAUUCUAUCUCAACCAUUAUCUACAUCACAAAAAUAUAUUCCUGCAAUCCUCACAGAAGUCUCACAGAUAAUCAAAGAAACUUUGUAUGUUCACAUUCAACCACCUGUUCCAAAGCAAACUUUAGAAUGGAAAGUUGCUAAGGUACCAUGUAGUAGAGAGUUGCAGACUUACAUUCAGGAUUUCUAUUCCAAAACUGCUGCACUUUGUCUCGGCUUAGAUGUCUGCAUAUUAUUAGGACAUGUUUCUAACUCAUCACUGAACCCUAAUCAAACCCACAAACUUCUAAAAGGAUAUGACACUGUUGUUUUAGAUGAUACUGAAGCAAAUCAUCCAGAAAUUUUGAAAAAUGUUCAGAAGCAUUACUUGAAUGAAUUGAGUAAUAUCCCAGUUCACAAUCUGAAAACAUUUUCUACUGAGGAAAAGACAAAUGAAGUCAAAACAGAAGUAAGUUCAAUGAAGACAUAUGAUCAUGUAGCUCUGGGUGGAACGUUUGAUCGAUUACACGUUGGCCAUAAAGUUUUAUUGAGUGAAGGUUGUCUGCUAUGUGAGAAAAAGUUAACAGUUGGAGUUAGUGAUGGAGACAUGAAUAAAAAAAAGGUGCUAGUAGAGUUAAUUCAAGCUAUUGAAGAGAGACAAGACUGUGUGAGGAAAUUUAUUAUUGAUAUUAAACCUCAAAUUGAAGCUCAUGUAGUACCUAUACAUGAUGCUUAUGGACCAACUAUUACUGACCCUAAUAUUGAAAUGAUUGUAUUGUCAGAAGAAGUUAAAAAAGGUGGUGCUAUGAUCAAUGAAGAGAGGAAGAAGAGGGGUAUGAAAGAAUUAGAAGAAGAAGUAAUCUAUAUGUUGGAGGAUCCUUGUCAUUCAGCUAGUGAAGAUACUAAAGUUAGUUCUUCAUCACUACGUAGAAGAUUGCUAGGCACAUUGUUUCAUCCUGUCCAACCAUGCCCUAAUAUACCUGCUACACCAUAUCGUAUUGGAUUAACUGGUGGAACAUGUAGUGGUAAAUCAACUAUUUGUAAGAAAUUAGAGAAAAUAGGUGCUGGUAUAGUUGAUUGUGAUAAAUUAGGCCAUAAAGCAUAUCAAAAGAAAACUGUAGCCUAUGAAGCUAUAAUAGAUCACUUUGGUAAAGAAAUAUUAACAGAUACUGGAGAAAUAGAUAGAAAGAAGUUAGCUCCCAUUGUAUUCUCGAACAAGGCUCAACUAGAGAAACUAAAUGGAAUUGUGUGGCCAGAAAUAGCCAAAUUAGCUGAGGCAAAGAUUGAAAAAUAUAAACAAGAAGGUAUAAAAGUGGUAGUAUUAGAUGCUGCUGUUUUAUUGGAAGCCAGUUGGAAUCAAAUGGUUCAUGAAGUGUGGACAACUAUAGUUCCUCCAGCAGAAGCAGUGAGAAGACUAAUGGAAAGAAAUAGUUUAAGUGAAGAAGAAGCCAGUAAACGUGUUCAAUCACAACUUAGUAAUCAACAGAGAGUUGAUCAAUCUAAUGUUAUUUUAUCAUCUUUAUGGGAAUAUGAAUAUACACAAUCUCAGGUUGAUAAAGCAUGGGAGCUCUUACAGUCUAGAAUAAAAUCAUAA
Molecule: messenger RNA, 1596 nt
Organism: Lottia gigantea (owl limpet)
Lineage: Eukaryota; Metazoa; Mollusca; Gastropoda; Lottiidae
Exons: 9
Coding region: 1-1596 (531 amino acids)
Biological process (GO): coenzyme A biosynthetic process
Molecular function (GO): ATP binding; dephospho-CoA kinase activity
Source: RefSeq, a predicted model, not a curated record